Molecule: messenger RNA, 1074 nt
Organism: Phyllotreta striolata
Lineage: Eukaryota; Metazoa; Arthropoda; Insecta; Coleoptera; Chrysomelidae
Source: the annotation of a GenBank genome assembly
UCGCGUUGUUAAAACUUUUUAAAACGUAUAAAUUUCAGCAAGUGACGCACGGCGAAGUUCUCGAUUCUAAAUUUAGCGGUCAGUUUAGACUAAUUCGCGGUUAAUUCGUUCAUAUAGUGUUAAAAUGUCGAAGUUCUUGUUGCUGCUUCUCUUCGCUCUAAUUCACAAUGUACAGAACGCGCGGGCUUGCAAAUGGGUGUGCGUGGACAAAAACAACAACAUAAAAAAAGAAUUUAUCAACGGGCGAAAGAUCGCUUUAAAUCCGCAAAACAAACGCGAAAUCUCGGUGACGAAAGAGUUUAGCAACUUGAAGAAAAAAGAAGCGAUCCUAAAGAGUCCUGAGGUUGUGGUGGAAUCAAAUCACGAUAUGUGCUCGACCAGCGAGUCGUUGAAAACCAUCAAAGAAAUGGCCAAAAAAAUCAAAUGCAAACCCCGAGAAACGAUCGUAGAUAUCAAAUACAGAGGCCGAAAGGUUCGCACAAAGUACAUCACAAAUUUAUCGUAUAAAAUAAGAUCCCUGUGUCUUCAGGUAAUCCCCGGCAAGGUGACCACCAAAUUGUGCUCGGGCUUCUGCUCGGGUUCCAGUUCCUGCAUAGCCACAGAAACUGCCAACGUCUCCUUAUCGGUUUCCAUUCCCGAUUCCAGCGGUAGAUUACAAUGCUCCGUCGUACAAGUACCGGAAGACGUGAAGUGCAAGUGCGGUUGCGAUAAAAAGCUGUUCGAUUGCAACAAGAAACAGGCAUUCGAUAAGAAGUUUUGCAAAUGCAAAUGCACCAACGAGGAAGAGAAGAGAUCGUGUUUAUCGAAAAUGAAAAACGGCAUUAACAAAUAUUAUUGGAGCAAGGAGGAGUGCUUUUGUAAAUGUCGAAAUGAAUUUGUCUGUACCACAGGGACGAGAUGGGACCACGAAAUAUGCAGAUGUGUUAAAAUGGAAAAACAGAAAUAAUUUCCUGGAAUAUUAGAUAUCAUUUGAAACGCAGUAUUACUUUCUUACACUAAACAGAACUCCAGCCAUCGUAACGUAUCUAAUUUUAAUUAUAAUUUAUUGCAAAUAAUAAACUGUUAUUUACUUUA